UUUUUUCUUUUUCCUCCUCUGCCUUCCAUUUUCCUUCUCCGCUCCACUCUCGGUCUCUCCUCGCGGCGGGCCGGCGACGACAGGGCGAGCGGCCGCACUUGCCAGUUCUUCGUCGUGAGAUUCGCCGGCAACGAGCAUACGGCAGUUGGAGAUGAGUGCAUCUAGAAAAUCCAGUCAUGUCACCACCAAGGACAGUGCAGAAACGGCGAGGGACAUCAUCCCCACGUCCAGCCAAAUCCAGUCCAUGAAGGUCCCGGACGCUGUUGCUGCGAUCGCUCAGGCUGCUGCAAAGGCAAAUGAUCUUCCAGGCUGACCAUUGUUCUCGCCUCCGAAGGUGCAGCUGGACAAGUGUACCAAGUGUUCGAGAGAAUUCUGUUCUUCAAUCAACUUUCGGCGGCAUACACGUGUUCAUCGCCGAACCCUCAAAUUAGACAAGGAUUUUCCCAAGAAUAGAGACCAUCUUGCCGCAUUCUGGAACAAACUGACUGUGGAUGAAGCCAGCACAGUUUUGUCUUCGAACAAUGUUGUUGUGGAGGGUGUCACCGGUUCAUCAAUUUUAACAACACUAUCAGCAUGGAUGUGUAAGCCAGGGUAUGCUUCAUUGCCAAUGGCAUAUGCAAGAGCUGGCAGUGAGCUUCUGGAUUUGAUUCAAACAAAGGUUUCGAUGCAGUUGCCUGUGUCAUCGAAUGAUCUAUUUAGUGUUCUUGGUGAAGCUAGUGAGAAAACAUUUCUUUGCACAAACACAGCUGCUUGUAUACAAAAGUUUUUGUUUGAUGGAGAGGCAAACAAAAUUGCAACUGAGUUGAAAAAUGUUGUUGCAUGUGCUAGUUACAUGCUUGAACAAAAGCUGGUUGAAGCAUGGUGUGCUGAUAAGGCUGCUGAAGCAUUAAGAUGCCAGAAGUUACUGGUGGAGGAAGAGGAAGCUGCUCAGAAAAGGCAAGCCGAACUGAUGGAAAGGAAGCGGAUGAAGAAACUUAGGCAGAAAGAACAGAGGUUAAAAGACCUGAAGGACGAGAAUGUGGUGAUUCAGUUACCUGAAAUCAUGGAUGACACAAGUUGUUCUCCUGGCAUUCAAAGUUUCAAGGCUAUUUCAGAUCCUGACCUUUAUGAGCAAGAAAAGUCACAAUAUAUUCAAUUUCCAGGACCAGUUACUUCAGAAACUGGCAAUGGUUUUAAUGUGGACCUAUCGGUAGAAUAUGUCAGCUGUGAUUCAGUGCCUGAAAUGGAUAAAGGUGUUGUGUUAAGGAAACAAGUUAUUUCAAGGCAUCAUUUAGGCAUAACAGAGAAACUUGCUGAAACUAACUUUGUGUCUGGUUCGGCAGUUGCUUCAAAGCAAGCAGCUUUAGCGAGACCUUCAAAUUACAGGGAUGCAAAUGUCUGUUCCUUACCAAAUAGAAACAAAACUUGGGCACGGAAAGUGCCAGCUGAGAUUGGAAACCAGUGUCCUAAACAUGGGUUAGAUGUAGAUGAUGAACACAACAUGGCUCCUAGCAAAAACUCUCGUGUGCUAAUAGGAUCUAUAAGUGUUGCAAUUGAAGAUGGUAAUGAACACUUGAAGGACUCCCGUUCUAAGAAUGAACGAGUCCCUCCCAGUUCCAAAAUUAUGAAACAUGCAUCAGUCAAUGUGGUCUGACUGGUUACCCAUAAGGAAAACAGAAAUGAAGACAUUUCUAAUAGUGAUGGCAAUAGUGCGCCAGCUGAUCAGAACUGUUCUUGCUUCAGUAGUAUGACAGAUGAAAGCAGUCAUUCAACAUGCUGCAGUGCAGAUUUCGCUGAGGGUGAACAUUUACGACGAACCAUGUUUUCCAGUAAAGAAGCUACAUCCUUCCGUUCUCAAAGGUGGAAAGAGGCAAUUGCAGCUGAUCACGUGAAACUUGUUUUGUGUCAUGACAAGUGAAGGCAUGGCAGAGUGAAGAAAUUUUGUGUCCGGCUGAGCUUUCAUUGGGUCCUACAGCACUACAGCGAAGGCGGUGCUUACCUAGAAGGGUGCUAUGAAAGUCUCAAGGUCAAAUUUGUUUUCCGUGGAUGAUUGUGAAAUGGCUGGCCAUUUUGUAGCUGAGCUGACACGCUCAUCAAAGCAUAGGGUUCCAGUUUUAGAAGGGCAUAGGUCUUGUGUGGAAUCUGUUCUUGGUAAGAUGAAACGUGAUUGAAAUAUGCGUUGAUCACUCAAGUUUCUCUUCUUCUGUACUCAUUUGAGCGCCCUUAACAAUCCUGAAUGCAUUGCCUCAGUUUUCUUGUGUUUUGCA
Messenger RNA from Panicum virgatum (switchgrass), 2246 nucleotides. RefSeq lists its product as uncharacterized. The transcript has 10 exons. Lineage: Eukaryota; Viridiplantae; Streptophyta; Magnoliopsida; Poales; Poaceae. The record is from RefSeq and is a predicted model, not a curated record.